This is a messenger RNA of Arabidopsis thaliana (thale cress), 420 nucleotides long. Its product is annotated as replication-like protein. NCBI's taxonomy places the organism in Eukaryota, Viridiplantae, Streptophyta, Magnoliopsida, Brassicales, Brassicaceae. The coding region runs from base 1 to 420 and encodes 139 amino acids. The record is from RefSeq and is marked reviewed. The transcript has 3 exons.
AUGAUCUUUGGAAAUCAUACUACCAUGAUCCUCUGUGAUGGAACCAGAAUCGACGAUAGAGUACCUUGGGGGGAUUAUUUGAACAAUUUCAAGCCUAGCCUAUUUGAAGGCAAGUGGUAUUACAUUGCUGACUUCCGAUUGAAGAGAUCAACUUCAAUACCUAAGUACUCAUCAUCUACUUUUGAAAUCAAGUUUAUGUGGCACACAAAAAUGUGGCCUGUAAGUGAUAUAUCUACUGAAAGUUCUCUCCAAUUCAUCCAUGCUGAUGAAGUCGAAUAUGAAUAUGAGGAUUAUGUAACUGAUGCUAUUAGAGUCAUAUCAAGUGUCUCAACUGUGGCGAGGUUUCCAUAUGUCUGUCGUGAAGGGGAAACAGACUAUGAGGCCAUAUAUGUGACAUUUACCAUCAGAGAUAAUUUGUAA